UCGUUCCGUUAGCGUCAUUUCUUUCUCAACAGCAACAAUCAGCACCUUCCCUCGAAAAUGAGCAAAACGGUCAUCACCACCGCCGUUUUGGUCCUACUCCUAUUCCUCAUCUCCCCCUCAACGGCGGAGAUCAAAUCCCUAACCAUAACCUCCGACACCCGACCCAUGAUCCUCUUCGAGAAAUUCGGGUUCACACACUCGGGCCACGUCAACAUCGCGGUCUCUGCCGUCUCGGUGGCUUCUGCGGCGGAACCCAAACUGUCACUGUUUGGGUUCUUCCUCCUGAACGAAGAAUCGCUCCUCCAAGUCCUGAUAGAGAUCCAGCAAAACCCUAGCUUCUGCGUUUUGGAUUCCCGCUACAUCACGCUGCUCUUCACGUUCAUCAAACUCUCUCCUCCGCCAUUGGCCUCCUUCAAUAACUCCUACACCGUCGCAACCCCCAACGAAUUCAGCCUCUUCUUCGCAAACUGCGCACCCGACAGCUCCGUCUCCAUGGCCGUCCACACCGAGCUCUUCAACCUCGAUUCCGACGGCUCCCCCGACUACCUCGCCGCCGGCCAGACUCAACUCCCUUCACUGUUCUUCCUCUUCUCCAUCGCCUACCUCGCUUUCUUCGCCUUCUGGCUCUUUAUCUGCCACUCCAACAAGCUAUCACUUCACCGGAUCCACCUCUUGAUGGCGGCGCUCCUCCUCAUGAAGGCUCUCAACCUCAUCUGCGCCGCCGAGGACAAGCACUACGUCAAGGUUACAGGCACCCCUCACGGUUGGGAUGUCCUCUUCUACAUUUUCCAGUUCAUUCGCAUCGUCUUGCUCUUCACCGUCAUCGUCUUGAUCGGCACCGGCUGGUCCUUCCUGAAACCGUUCCUUCAGGAGAGGGAGAAGAAGGUGCUCAUGAUUGUAAUCCCGCUUCAGGUUCUUGCGAAUCUCGCUUCCGUUGUGAUUGGCGAGACUGGACCCUUCAUCAAGGAUUGGGUUACAUGGAACCAGGUUUUCUUGCUCGUGGAUAUUGUAUGUUGCUGCGCUAUUAUUUUCCCCAUUGUUUGGUCCAUAAGGUCGCUCAGGGAAACCUCCAAGACCGAUGGAAAGGCUGCUAGGAACUUGGCCAAGUUGACGCUUUUCAGGCAGUUUUAUAUUGUUGUGAUUGGAUACUUGUAUUUCACGCGUAUUGUGGUCUUUGCCCUUAAAACUAUUGCUGCGUAUAAGUACCAGUGGGUCAGUAAUUUUGCAGAGGAGGCUGCUAGCCUUGCGUUUUACAUUGUCAUGUUCUACAUGUUUAGGCCUGUUGAGAAGAAUGAGUACUUUGUGUUGGAUGAUGAGGAAGAAGAGGCUGCUGAGAUGGCUCUCAGGGAAGAAGAAUUCGAGCUUUGAAAGCACUGUUUUGUUCGCAAUGCUGAUAAUGUGUUGUGCGGGAUUGAAAAAGUUUGAUCACGUUCUUACUCAAAUACUGCUUUCACUACAGGAGCUGUACGCUCAGUUACUACUGAGUUAUUUUGUUACUGAUAUUUUUUCUUUCGAUUUCCAUGUUUACACUCUGCUUGAUUGUAUGGUUAGAGUAAGCACUGUACAAUUCUCUGUUCAUAAUUCUUAUAUUUUUGUUUUCCUUUGACA
This is a messenger RNA of Gastrolobium bilobum, 1608 nucleotides long. Its product is annotated as protein CANDIDATE G-PROTEIN COUPLED RECEPTOR 7-like. Gene Ontology annotation, biological process: transport. Gene Ontology annotation, cellular component: membrane; Golgi apparatus. Bases 58 to 1368 code for a protein of 436 amino acids. The record is from RefSeq and is a predicted model, not a curated record. The transcript has a single exon. NCBI's taxonomy places the organism in Eukaryota, Viridiplantae, Streptophyta, Magnoliopsida, Fabales, Fabaceae.